Messenger RNA from Cheilinus undulatus (humphead wrasse), 5275 nucleotides. RefSeq names its product TBC1 domain containing kinase (gene tbck). Gene Ontology annotation, molecular function: ATP binding; protein kinase activity. The transcript has 26 exons. The record is from RefSeq and is a predicted model, not a curated record. Gene Ontology annotation, biological process: protein phosphorylation. Lineage: Eukaryota; Metazoa; Chordata; Actinopteri; Labriformes; Labridae. Bases 136 to 2802 code for a protein of 888 amino acids.
CACCCUCAGCUGUUUUCAUCGCAUCGCAGUCUCAGAAGAAGAUUUCAUUCUGAUGAUAUUAGUCUAAAAUUGAUAUACAGUUUGUUAAUAAGAGCAUGCAGCCUUUCAUUUAAAGUUUUGCAGGAUAGUGGAAAGAUGAGACCUCUCAAAGACGCCCAGCUGGGUGCAUUCACCUUCUUUGCAUCAGCUCUGCCUCAUGAUGUCUGUGGGAGCAAUGGCCUUCCUCUUACCCCCAACUCUAUCAAAAUCCUGGGACGUUUCCAGAUCCUCAAGACUAUUACUCACCCUAGACUCUGCCAAUAUGUAGACAUUACAAGAGGAAAACACGAACGGCUAAUUGUUGUUGCUGAACACUAUGAAAGCAGUUUGAAUGAUUUCCAAAAACAAGGAAAAACAGCCAGCUCGGAGAAGGUCCUGCAAGUUGCCUAUGAGGUUCUUGAAGGUCUAGACUUUAUGAACAAACACGGCAUGGUGCACAGAGCCCUCAGUGCGCACAAUGUGCUCAUGGACUGCAAGGGGAAUGUCAAGCUGGCAAAAUUCGGCCUUUAUCACAUGACUGAUCAUGGAGCUGAUGUCGAUUUUCCCAUUGGGUACCCUUCAUACCUUGCUCCUGAGGUGAUCGCUCAGGGCUCCUUCCACCCCAGUGACUCCUCUCAUGAUGAAGCUCCUCUGCCCUCAGGACCAAAGACUGACGUCUGGUCGCUUGGAGUUUUGCUCUUUGAAUUGUGUGCAGGCAGACGACUGCUGCAGAAUAUUGAUAUAAGCGAGAGACUGAAAUUCAUUCUGACCUUGGGUUGCAUGGACGACAUUGUCACCGUCCUUGCCGAGGAACAUGGUUGCCUGGAUACCAUUAAGGAGCUGCCUGAGAAUGUUCUGGAGUUGUUGAGGAAAUGCUUGACCUUUCUUCCAUCCAAAAGGCCGACCCCUGCAGAGCUCUUAGGAGACCCUGUGUUCAACGGGGUCUCCUGCCUCUAUACGCCUUUCCAGAAACCUGUUAAUCUGUUCUCCUCUUCUCUUCGCUGUGCACAUCUGGAGCUCCCAGAGGACAUCAGCGACCUUUGUAAAGAUGAUGAUGAUGACUAUCUGUCAGAGCGAGCCAUAGAUGAGGUGUACCACCUGUGGUGUCUGGCUGGGGGAGACCUUGAAAAAGAGCUGACCAACAAGGAGAUCAUUCAGUCCAAACCUCCGAUCUGCACACUGCCCAAUUUUGUCCUGGAAGACGGAGAGACGUUUGGCCAGGGGAGGGAUCGAAGUUUCUUGCUUGACGACACAACAGUGACGCUGUCUCUGUGCCAGCUGAGAAAUAGACUGAAAGAUGUCGCAGGAGAAGCCUAUUACCCUCUUCUGGAAGACGAACAGUCAAAUCUGCCUCAGUCCAACAGCAGCAACGAGCUGUCGUCCACCGUCAAGCUGCCGCUCAUCAUCCGUGAGAGAGACACCGAGUACCAACUCAUCCGCAUCAUCCUCUUUGACAGGCUGCUCAAGGCCUAUCCUUACAAAAAGAACCUCGUGUGGAAAGAGGCGAGAGUAGAUAUCCCUCCUCUUGUUCGAGGACUGGCAUGGGCUGCACUGCUGGGCAUUGAGGGUGACAUUCAAGCCAAAUAUGAGAGCAUCGACAAAGACACUCCCAUUCCAACAGACAGACAGAUUGAAGUGGACAUCCCACGCUGUCACCAGUACGACGAGCUGCUGUCGUCUCCUCAGGGUCACAUCAAGUUCAGACGGGUGCUGAAAGCCUGGGUGGUCUCACACCCUGAGCUGGUCUACUGGCAGGGUCUGGAUUCCCUUUGUGCCCCUUUCCUCUAUUUGAACUUUAACAAUGAAGCCUUGGCUUAUGCCUGCAUGUCUGCCUUCAUUCCCAAAUAUUUGUACAACUUCUUCCUGAAGGACAACUCUCACGUCAUUCAAGAGUACUUGACUGUCUUCUCCCAAAUGAUCGCCUUCCAUGACCCUGAGCUCAGCAACCAUCUGAAUGAGAUUGGCUUCAUCCCAGACCUCUAUGCCAUCCCCUGGUUCCUGACUAUGUUUACACAUGUGUUUCCACUGCACAAGAUCUUUCACCUGUGGGACACGCUGCUGCUGGGUAACUCUUCGUUCCCCUUCUGUAUCGGUGUGGCCAUAUUGCAGCAGCUCAGGGACCGACUCUUGGCAAACGGCUUCAACGAGUGCAUUCUACUCUUCUCCGAUCUGCCAGAAAUCGACAUUGAACGCUGUGUUCGUGAAUCCAUUAUCUUCUUCUGCUGGACCCCAAAGGGCGCUACAUACAGACAGCAUGCUCAGCAACCAAAGGCAGCUGGUGACAACGGCUUUGUGAAAACGGCAACAUACUACUCAUCAGACUACCAGGAUAUACCAAAAACAGACCUGUCUCGGGAGCCUCUAGCUCUGUGUGACCUGAAAGCAGAAGUCUCCCCCAGGAUAUCGGCAGAGGACUUAAUCGACCUCUGUGAGCUGUCUUUGUCCGGACCCAUGAAAAGGACCAAAGCAAGCAAGCCAAAAAUCAUUGCUGUGGACAUCCGCAGUGUGGAAGACUUCAGCAGAGGCCACAUUUCCGGAAGCAUCAACAUCCCCUUCAGCUCGGUGUUCGGCACUGAUGGUGAGCUGCUGCAAUGUCCUGCAACAGGAGCCCUCCAGAACUACAGAGGACGAGUAAUCGUGGUCAUUAGCCAUGUUAUGAAGAGUGCUGCUGUGUUUGCAUCACACCUGGUGAAAGUCAAUUUCCCACGGGUUUGCAUUCUGGAUGGAGGGAUCAACAAGCUGAAGCCCACUGGACUCCUGACCGUGCCUUCCCCCCAGAUCUGAAGUCAUACCUCAGCUUCACGUGAAGAAAAGGGACAAGCAGAAAGACUGAAGAUCGCUUGAUCUGAUUUAGAUGUGGCGAACAAAACAAUUUCAUUACUGUAUAGUUGUUUUUUUUACACAAUGUAAAUAGUACUGCUGGGAAAAUUAAAUCCAUUGUGAUUUAUUAAUCAACUAAUAACCCCAACAGAGUGUUAUUUUUACAUGCUGUCACAAGAAGGUUUUAAUCUUUUUUUUAGCAACUGCCAUGUGUUGUAGCUUCAUACUGAAAGUGAGCCAUUUAAUCAAUACAAAUGUCUUGAUGUAUGUCAGCCUGUCUGGUCCGAGCCAAUCAGUUGUGAAGGAUGUGUUGUUUACUCACGCUUUAUAAGGUGUACAAGUGCAAUCUCAUGCAACCAAACAUGACUACCCUGUCUGCUUUAUGAUGUAUGUUUAGCAAAAAGAGGCAUCUGCUCUUUUAAUCAUGUCACCUUGAAAUUUAUAGGUACGAACUGAUUUAUAGUUAAACACAUUUUUUAAUCCAGCCACCUUCAGUAAUAUGUAUAAACCAGGGCUGUCAGCAUUAAUACAAUGUAAUCAGGAUGAGUGAAAGGUCCGAAAUUGAUACUUUCAUUUUUUAAAAACUGCAUUAUUUACAUGAUUUUUUGUGCAUCAUAGUUGAGCAAUCAUAGCCAGACAGAAGCUGGAUGCUCCACACCACCUGGCGUUUCUUCAGUGAAAAUUCGGGACCUGAGUGUCAGAAAAUUAGAAUCAUUUGUAUUUAUCUUAUGAAAUAUGUUUUUGUUUGGAUUGUAAAUGGAAAAAAAAAAAAAAAUUUAAAUGAAUGGGGAAAAGAGACAAGACAAACAUAUUUUACUCCAUCUACCUGAGAUAACAUUAACAUUUAUGGCAAUUCUUCAGAGAGCUUGAGGAAAUCCCUCAUUGUCAUUGGAAAAGCAGCUUUAUUACCUCACAUUUAUUACAGUAAAGAUAAAGAGAAUGAAUAUAUAUAUAUAUAGAGAGAGAGAGAGAGAGAGAGAGAACUGGUUUCAGUACUUCAUGGUCUUUUACAACCACUUUUUAAGAGGCAAACAUUCGAGACCCACUAAAAACAGUUCCACAACCCUUUUUUUUUCCCAAAGCACAAGUUGAUGUCUUUAUUCAGUUUAAAACUCACAGUGAGCUCAAUGGACACGUUAAAUGUCUGCAAUGUAAAAAAAUGAAACAUUUUACUGUGCCUCAUUUAAAUCAUUUCUUGCAUCAUAUUAAAUUUCUCCUUUGCUUUAAUUACAAAUGUUGAAUUAAAGAUGGGCAGAAAUGUUAGAGAUAUUCUAAUUUGUUAAUAUUGCAGAUCAGUAUUUUCCAAAAUUAUCUCUCUUUUCCUGAAACCUCUCUGGAAUAUAUGAGGUCUAGGUCAUGUUACAUCACAUUACCGUGCUCUGAAUCGUGCCACGCCCAAACUUGGGAGAGCAUACUCCCACUGGUUAAACGUACUGGACUUUAGGCUCAACAUGCCAAGGCACGGUACAAAUUGGCUUAUGUGAGUGUGCACUAAGUCUGUGCAGUGCUGAUUUAAAUAGUACAUUUAAAAGUCAACAUCAUUAAGUACAUCUUUUUGCUCUUGUUUGCUUCUCCAUUCAAGAUAAUGUUAAGAACUUUUGACAUAGUCUAUAUGGGCUUAAAAUUUUUUAUGAAAAACACAAUCAGAUUUCCAACAUGCAAUUAAAGCUGUGAUUAAUUGUGAUCAAUAAAACGUUUUACCCCAGGACAGCCCUAUUAUCAAAAUACUGAAAAUGAAGCAUUCCUGACUUUUGUGACAAUGUUGAACAUAGAAAACUUUGUAAAGUGCUGUCAGAGCUGGUUUUGUUUUUGUCAUUAAUUGCACCAGUGCACAAGAUAAAGUGGCUCUCAGCAUUACAUGCAAGAAACAGUAAGAGGAACAUUGAUUUGUGGACAGUGUUUUGGUGAUUUCCUAAAGCCCCUGCUAGGAAUUUUAAGCCUGUGUUGAGUUUCGCAUCUCCUGUGAUCAAAAUUGUUUAUCUUACCACUUUGCUGACUCUGUAUGUACAUAGGCAAAUACUUUUUUUUUUCUUUUUUUACAUAAAAAGACUAAUUCUGUGCUCAUUUAACAUUAAAAUAACUUAUUGUCUAUAUCUGAAUAGGGUUUUUUUUCUUCAGUGAGUUUUAAAGUACUGGGUUAAAACCUACUCUGUGGUAGCAGUUUCAGACAUAAAAAAGCUGUUAAAAAGUAAUCAUGAAAAUUGUUGCUAACUGUGUUAUUUGAUUUCAUAGUUUGUUUAGAAGCAUCAGUAUUACUUUCACAACCACUAACCAUUUAAAACCCCCAUGGUUGCUUUAAGUAUUAUUUGUUUAAAUGUCCCUAAAGUGUCUCAACUAUAGCCUCUACCAUAUUUUCCAAAAAAUUGGAAAACUAUCUAAUAAAUCUGGCUGAUCUGUGUUUUUUCUCUCUCUUCUUUUGGGUUGAAAUUCUAAACUA